AUUUCUGCAGGGUCCAGUACCAGAAGACGUACACGACUACUGAAGAACCAAGUCAGCAAAAGUGUCGACCAAGACCAGCCUGACCGAGCCGAGCAUAAGGAUGGCACAUCGGUUGACGGAUCCUCAUCCGAUGCCCAUCCACAGACCUACGAGGGCCAAAGUCAUGGCCCUGUGGUAUUGAAGGUUGAUGACAUACCAGAGUUGCAAAUAUCUCUUCUAUCAGACCAGCACCCACAAUCAGUUUUCGACCUCCAAAUUGUACAUCUCAUGGCGUUCCUCCAACAAUAUCACCCAACAUCUUCCAACCCAGAACAGCUUUCAAGGAUUCUCAGUUUAUUUGAGGGGUACCAGUUCAUCUGUCCGCACAUACAGCUAGUUUAUCCGUGGUACGGCUCUGUCCCCUCAAUCGAUAUCAAGAUAGACUCCAAAAUCGGCUGGAGCGCAAAGGUGCAGCUAUCUCACAAAUUGGCGGAAGAACUGAUUGAAUACAUUCAAAACCUCAUGCGUGUCGACGUCGGAAACGGAGGACAUAGGGAUUCCCAACAAGACUAA
Molecule: messenger RNA, 552 nt
Organism: Rasamsonia emersonii CBS 393.64
Lineage: Eukaryota; Fungi; Ascomycota; Eurotiomycetes; Eurotiales; Trichocomaceae
Exons: 1
Source: RefSeq, a predicted model, not a curated record